ACAUGGUGAAAAAAAAUCAUUUAAUUUGCCUAGCACUGAUGAUGAUGGCCAUUUGGGGUGGAGGUUAUAAUUAUUUACUAAUCCUUGAGUAAAUCCCGCACUAAUGUUUGACAAAGGCUUCAAAAGUGCAUGCUGCCAUGUGUAAGUAUUUCAUCAUAAGUGUCACGGGAAAUUUUUCCUCUGUCUCGAUCUGACUGGAUGUAGCUAUACAGUUUCGAAGUCAAUUGGUGGUCAAAAUGACAAGCCCUAUUGUGGCUGUUUGAUGGCUGGUGGCAAUUUAUGAGCUUGGCAAUAUUUUUCUUGGUUUAGAAACUCAAUUUUAUGCUAACUCUGCCUUUUUUAGGUAAGACUGUUAUUGUAACAGGGGCUAACACUGGAAUAGGAAAGGAGUCUGCUUUGGACCUAGCUAAGAGGGGUGCCAAAGUCAUUUUGGCCUGUCGAGAUGAACAGAGAGCCACAGAUGCAGCAAAGGACAUUAUAGCUGAGACUGGAAGUGAUAAAGUCCUUGUUAGAAUUUUAGAUCUGAAUUCCUUUGAGUCUGUGAGAGCCUUUGCUAAGAUCAUCAGUGAAACAGAAGAAAGACUGGACAUUCUUGUGAACAAUGCAGGGAUUGGACUGGGAGCCCCAUAUAGGCUGACCAAGGAUGGAUAUGAAAGUGUUUUUCAAGUAAACUAUCUCAGCCAUUUUCUUCUGACUCUACUUCUGUUGGACAAAAUGAAGAAAUCAGCACCAAGUCGCAUUGUAAAUGUUUCAUCCCUGGCACACGAACAAAAGAUUGCUGCUCUCCAGCUUGAGGAUUUUAAACUUUCCAAGGAGAAGUUGGAUAGUGGAUUUGCACGUUAUGCUCAAUCAAAGUUGGCUCAAGUGGUUUUCACAAAGGAACUGAGUCGAAGACUGGAGGGAACUGGAGUAACAGUGUACGCCCUUCAUCCUGGUGGUGUCAAUUCAGACAUUUGGCGAAACUAUAAUUUUCUGGAGAAUCCAUUCAUUAAACCAUUUGUAAUGCUGAUUGCAUAUUUGUUCUUCAAAGACUGCAAGCAAGGAGCUCAGACAUCAAUCUACUGUUCAGUAGCAGAAGAGCUGGAACGUGUCUCGGGUCUUUAUUACAGUGAUUGUAAAGUCAGAGAAGGCAAUAAACUGGCAAAAGAUCCUGGUUUGGCAAAGAAGUUGUGGGAAGUUAGUGAGAGGAUCACUGGACAAAGCUGGAAAUAUUAGACAUUCUAGUUUGUGCAUGUACAUUUUUUUAAGGACCAUUACUAGGAACCAGGCUCUCAUUAGAUAUGGCACUGUUAAACAAGCAGCAAAGCUGUGAGAGGUCUCUGAUGGCAUGUUGACCUUUCAUGCUUCGGGUCAGAACCUUUGCUGAUUCUCCAGUUGCCAAUCACAGCUUGCUUACAAUUAAGCCAUUACUUAGUAACAUGCUUUUUCUUUCAUGUCUCCAAUGCAUUAUCCCUCAAGUAGGUUAUAGGGAUAGGCAUUGCAUAUCUUAGGAAGAAGAAAGCGAGCAAGCGCCUUUAUGCUCUUAGGAUGCUUGGGAAGGCAGGAGUCCCCCGGACUGAUUUAGUGCUUAUUUAUUGCUCCCUAAUACGGUCGGUCUUGGAGUACGCACCCCCUGCCUGGGCAUAUCUUCCUGAGCACCUUAACGAGCUCGUCUAGUCAGUACAACGGAAAGCACUUAGGAUAAUCUUCCCCUGUCUUGACUAUGGAUCUGGCCUUAGUGUGAGGCUCGGCUGUAACCCCUCGUGGUUCGCAGAGCUGAACUGUGUUCCAGGUUCAUGACUGGGGCGAGGAGGACUGAACCUAUAAGUUCCAUCCUUCCUUGCACCACAGAGGUGCAUCAUGGUUAUUCUUUGCGAGCCCGUAUUGUUCGAGUAGAUCGGCAUAGAGGGGCCACAGACAGACUUAAUAAUUUUGUUACUGUUCGAUAUCAAUAAGAUGUAUAUUUAAUGUUGUACCUAUGUAAUACUGACCCAUACUGCAAUUCAGCCUUAGCUGCAAGAGUAUGCAAUUAAACGAUCAUCAAUCAA
Stylophora pistillata is the source of this 2027-nucleotide messenger RNA. Its product is annotated as retinol dehydrogenase 12-like. The record is from RefSeq and is a predicted model, not a curated record. NCBI's taxonomy places the organism in Eukaryota, Metazoa, Cnidaria, Anthozoa, Scleractinia, Pocilloporidae.